CCCUGGUAUUCACUUUAUUACCUAGGUAUGGAACCAAGUAAGCGUUCUCUGUGAUGAAUAGAGUUACCAUUUGAGGAACGGUGGUGUUAGGUAGUUAAAUACAUUUACUUCUUCCACGCCCUCACAAUUACAAAUCCUGGAUAUUCUACCCACAACUUCCAAUAUUCGGGAUUAUCACGAACAGCCUUAGUAUCUUCGAGUGACUCAAUCUCGACCUUGUGAAACCUAUAUCUUUUAUACAUUUCUGAAGAUCCUGUAUAGCUUAUCUUCGAGAACGCAUUUUGAGCUGAACAGGUCGACCCGAAUCAUCAGGGAUCGUAGAACUAUAGUAAAGGCCUCCAGGAAAUUCCUCGAAAUCCUGACAUGAUUAGUACAGAUAUUCGACACACCGAGCCAGGACUUCCCACCCACUCGUCGCUCCAGCCAACCACAUUCCAACCAACAGUUUCUGGCCCUCCGCAAUCCGACUGUGGCUCGCCUCCCAGGUCCCUGGCCUCCGCGGAUGUCGCUGAAGUACUAUCCAAGUACAUUAGACACGUGAAGCGGCAUCCGGCUUUGAUGAAAAGCCCGGAGACUGCCAAACUGCGUGUAAUGCAAGAGCUCGAGAAGUUCCUGCUAGCACACAUGGCGCACAACGCCGAUAACGAAAAACUAAGAGAGCACCAGUAUGCCAGGGGUCGGGCAUCAGUCGGCUGGCACGAUCAAGUGCCGUACUAUGAUUGGGCCCGUACGACCGGUGCCAACGAUACGAGUUGUCCAUAUUCAUUUGCCUUUUUUUGCUGCCUCAUCAGCACCAGCGGCUCUCACUGCCUGACCUCCAUGGGGCAAAGGUACCUUGUAUGGGAGAUAUGUUUGCAUCUUGCCACCCUUUGCCGCCAGUAUAACGACUACGGCUCUGUGAUGCGAGAUGACGCGGAAGGCAACCUCAAUAGCCUUCACUUUCCAGAAUUCACAGAUAAAAAUGAGCAGAGCCUGUCCUCCUUAUUGACAUCUGAAGGCAGCGGAAGAGAGGGUUCACUCGCGAGGGCGAAAGAAUUGUUAAUGCAGGUGGCUAAUAUAGAGAGGGCAUUUAUGCAAGUUUGCUGGGAAGCGCUCUCAUCGAGCCUUGAUAAGGCUGUAAGAACAAAGCUGAAGGCAUUCAUUGAUGUAACGAAUCUGUUUGGCCAGAUAUACGUGGCACGGGAUAUUGCUAGCAAAGCGCUGGGAUAGUGUGCAGCGGAAACUAGUCUGACAUUCGAUCGUUGACUGCGAGGAGACUUAAGAAGCACUUGAGGAUCAUGUUGCGUGACAGCAUUCUUCAAAAAAGAAAUUUAGUUGUAAUACUUGCGCUGUGUUCGCGAGCUCCCCUCCAGAAGAAGAUGGAUAAAAAGGGAGCAUGUUAUGGGAAAUGUACAGAAAUGUACAGGGUACGGAAUUGGAAGCAAGGGAGAGAGG
Daldinia decipiens is the source of this 1434-nucleotide messenger RNA. RefSeq lists its product as uncharacterized. The transcript has a single exon. NCBI's taxonomy places the organism in Eukaryota, Fungi, Ascomycota, Sordariomycetes, Xylariales, Hypoxylaceae. The coding region runs from base 364 to 1209 and encodes 281 amino acids. The record is from RefSeq and is a predicted model, not a curated record.